AUUUCAGUUCACAUGAUGAGACACAGUGGAACUAAGCCGUAUUUCUGUAAUUAUUGUAAUAAAGGAUUCACUUCUAUCAAAGCUAAACAGUUACAUCAUAGAAAACAUACUGGAGAUCAACCUUAUCUAUGUAAUAUAUGUGCAAGAGGAUUUGAACGUAAGGAAGGAUUGAAGUAUCAUCUUAAAGCCCAUGAGAAGGGUGGUGGUGUCCCUGUUAUUUGUGAUAUAUGUAACAGAUCAUUUCAAACAGUGUCAAGACUUAAAGUUCAUAAAGCUUGUAAACAUCCAGACAUAAGACCAACUUUCUCUUGUCAUGAAUGUCAGAAGAUAUUCUCCUCCAAAAGAAGUUUUAAAAGACACUUUGCUUCAACACAUCUUCAAGAGAAAAACUAUGUAUGUAACUAUUGUAGUAGGGGAUUUGCUCGGAAAGAAUACCUCCAUAAACAUAUACAG
Molecule: messenger RNA, 453 nt
Organism: Lottia gigantea (owl limpet)
Lineage: Eukaryota; Metazoa; Mollusca; Gastropoda; Lottiidae
Exons: 3
Biological process (GO): regulation of transcription by RNA polymerase II
Cellular component (GO): nucleus
Molecular function (GO): DNA-binding transcription factor activity, RNA polymerase II-specific; RNA polymerase II cis-regulatory region sequence-specific DNA binding
Source: RefSeq, a predicted model, not a curated record